This is a messenger RNA of Parastagonospora nodorum SN15, 1194 nucleotides long. RefSeq lists its product as hypothetical. The coding region runs from base 1 to 1194 and encodes 397 amino acids. The record is from RefSeq and is a predicted model, not a curated record. Gene Ontology annotation, biological process: protein phosphorylation. The transcript has 2 exons. NCBI's taxonomy places the organism in Eukaryota, Fungi, Ascomycota, Dothideomycetes, Pleosporales, Phaeosphaeriaceae. Gene Ontology annotation, molecular function: ATP binding; protein kinase activity.
AUGACUGGCCAGGAUCGACAAUUGUGGCACCGUCUCCGCUCGCGUCUUGCAUUUGUUCUACUUGUCACAGCGUUUUGUCACCAACAACAUCUCUUCUUCGUGUCUCGACAAUCACUGGCGGCGAAAUAUUCAGCAACCGAGUUUGAAGUUGCCCGUCCAGAGCUCCAUCCAAGAUUCGAAAGACCAGAUGACGAGGAUGCGGAAUUUCAGGACGAUCUCAUAGCGAAUCGUGACGACUGGACAGUCCUGGGCGAAGGCUGGGAGGGCAAAGUGUUUGCCUAUAAAGAUUCGGUCAUCAAGACCUUCACACCGGGCCGGAGUCCGUUCCGUAAUUGCGCAUCUGGUGCUACAAACGAGAAGUGGCCCACCGAAAUUGCCGCCUCAUUACGGUUCGGAGGAUUCGACCAAGAAGUCAAUAACGGUGAUGCUGGAAACACUACUUUCGAGGGCUUCCUUCCUGUGCGAGCAUACUUCAAGGCAGCGCUUUCUCCCGCGGAGGACCCGGAAUGGCAUCUCGUGACACCACUGGUAGAGGACGGUAAUCUGAAGGAUCUUGCGAAGAGAUUGUCUCGCGAAGUAAAGGACAAUAGCGUUAGAGAGAUUGACGAACACUACCGACCCGCAUUUGAACGUCUUCUCCAGAACUUGCAGACACUUCACGAAGCACGAUACUGCCACGACGAUAUCAAACCAGCAAACAUCUUCGUCCAGGAAGACACGAAUUGGUUGUUAGGCGACCUAGGGAAUGUUCGCCAUGUUUCCCACGCCUACCACUCGUCCCGGCUAUGGCAGGACAACAAUCAGUUGAAGGACUGUCGCGCCAAUGACAUCAUGAGGGCACUCAAGUCCUACCUGCAAUUUAUUAGAGCUGCCAGCCCAAAUCAGCAGCAAUUUGAUGUCGAUUUCUUAGAGCGGAGAGAACCAUUAAGCCGCCUUUUCUGGACAGCGUCGGCCGGCGCACCCAAGAUGAGCGCAGCAAAACUCCAGCACCUCUCUGCUGUGGAGUACCCUCAUCGCGCUCCCGUGCCACACUCAGAUGAGCAGACUUCAGAAAUCUUGAAGCUUUUCAGGCAUUGGAGCUUGCGGAAAGCGGUAGAUCAUGCUUUGGAAACGAGGAUUGGCGAGAAACUGGCGCGGUGGUGGGGAAUAGUUAGCAUAUUUGGUGUUCCGGAGAACAAAACUUGCGGCUUUUGA